Molecule: messenger RNA, 2200 nt
Organism: Limanda limanda (common dab)
Lineage: Eukaryota; Metazoa; Chordata; Actinopteri; Pleuronectiformes; Pleuronectidae
Gene: slc37a2
Product: solute carrier family 37 member 2
Exons: 18
Coding region: 466-1956 (496 amino acids)
Biological process (GO): phosphate ion transmembrane transport; glucose-6-phosphate transport
Cellular component (GO): endoplasmic reticulum membrane
Molecular function (GO): glucose 6-phosphate:phosphate antiporter activity
Source: RefSeq, a predicted model, not a curated record
GUCACGUGUCCACCAGGAGGCUCCGUAUGGAAAACAGUUUUGGAUGAAACACGUUAUGCUCUAAUAAUAAUACAAUUCACGUUUCUAUUCUUACCGGACGCGUGUUCCCGGCGCGCGGAGGGAGGCCGGCUGUCUGCGGAGAGGAGCUUAUAAACCCGCCGGGCAGAAUGGAGACCUGCUGGAUGUCCACGGAAUGUAUCUCCCCACACGAAGCCAAACGACUGCUGCUCUAUUCUUCUAGCACAUAGGGUCUACCUCUACCCCCAGUGUCGUUCACCCGAGUCAACCCUGAAGGUCCGGCUCUGUUUUUAACAUAUAUCCACUGUUAUAACCAGGUAAUAAGCAGCUGGUUUCCCCCUGUGGUUAGUGAGUAAGCUACAAGUUAAACUCGAAGGACAUGUCUGGGAUCCAGUUGUGAGUCUUCCUGUUUUUUUUGUGGACAACGGACUCACGUUUUCCGCCAACAUGAAAUCGCCCCUGGCUCCUGGAAUACGACUCCUCACGUCGUUUUCUCGGGACAGCUGUUAUCGCACUUUUAUUCUUUUCCUCACCUUCCUCUUCUACACCUCCUACCAUCUGUCACGGAAACCUAUCAGCAUUGUAAAGAGUGAGUUGCACAGAAAUUGUUCCACAGUCAUUCGACCUACAGACCUCAACAUAACCAACAAUGCUACCUGGUGUGACUGGGCUCCCUUUGACCAAGACAACUAUAAGGCACUGUUUGGGAUCUUGGAUAAUUGUUUCCUGGUUACCUAUGCCAUCGGCAUGUUUUUCAGUGGAAUAUUUGGAGAGCGCCUGCCCCUGCGGUACUACCUGAGCGUUGGGAUGCUGCUGAGUGGAUUGUUCACGUGUCUGUUUGGCCUUGGUUUCUACUUGAAAAUCCACUCAUUGUGGUACUAUGCCAUCAUCCAGGUGAUGAACGGGCUCGUGCAGACCACUGGUUGGCCGGCAGUGGUGGCCUGUGUCGGCAACUGGUUUGGAAAGGGGAAACGUGGAUUCAUCAUGGGAGUGUGGAACUCUCACACCUCAGUGGGAAACAUCUUGGGCUCCCUCAUCGCUGGAGUCUUUGUCUCGUCAGCCUGGGGAAUGUCCUUCAUUGUCCCGGGCAUCAUCAUCGCCUGCACUGGGGUCCUGUGCUUCUUCUUCCUGGUUGAGAAACCUGAAGACAUUAACUGCACUCCUCCUCAGCACCAUAGUGAUCAGGACAGCGGGGAAGUGGAACCGCUCUUGCAGAACUCGCCCCGAACAGUCAACGGGUCCAUCUCCAGCGAGCCUCCAGCGAUUGUUGAGGAUCACACUGAGGCUAUUAGCUUCUGUGCAGCUCUCAGUAUACCUGGAGUGAUGGAGUUUUCUCUUUGUCUGUUGUUUGCCAAACUGGUCAGCUACACUUUCCUGUACUGGCUUCCUCUAUACAUCUCAAACGUUGCACAUUUCGAUGCAAAAGAGGCAGGAGACAUGUCCACACUGUUUGAUGUUGGAGGAAUUGUGGGAGGCAUCAUGGCAGGCGUUGUGUCUGACUACACCGGUGGAAGAGCUACAACCUGCUACGUGAUGUUGAUAGCUGCCGCCCCCAUGCUUUUCCUCUAUAAUAACAUUGGACAAAGGAACCUCGGUACUACAGUUGCUAUGCUGCUGGUGUGUGGAGGCCUGGUGAACGGACCAUACGCACUCAUCACCACAGCUGUAUCUGCAGACCUGGGAACCCAUGAGAGUCUGAGAGGAAACUCCAGGGCCUUGUCGACAGUCACAGCGAUUAUAGACGGGACUGGUUCAAUAGGAGCUGCACUGGGUCCUCUGUUAGCCGGUCUGAUUUCCCCCUAUGGCUGGAACAACGUCUUCUACAUGCUCAUCUCUGCCGAUGUCCUGGCCUGCCUGUUUUUGUCCAGGCUUGUUUACAAAGAGGCUCAGGGUUGGUGCAGACGAGCUCCCCGGGUCAGAGGGUUCAAAGAAAUCUGAACUACGCACACAAACAAACCAGGAACCAAACACACAAAGAGGGAAACAAAGCUUAUGCUGAUCUGGUACAGUGGACAAACGUCUUUCCAUUGAAGAAGUCAUCAGUGGAAAGUUCGAACAGACGAUUGAGGCCUUCUUCUUAUUGUCUAAUAAAAGACAGUACUUUUUUAUGACUAAUCCACUAAUUCUGACUUGUUUUCAUAUUCUUUUAUCAUUAAAAUGUAUAUAUUGUGCCUUUUCUUAA